Alligator mississippiensis (American alligator) is the source of this 19987-nucleotide messenger RNA. Its product is annotated as KIAA1958 ortholog. Bases 631 to 2850 code for a protein of 739 amino acids. Lineage: Eukaryota; Metazoa; Chordata; Crocodylia; Alligatoridae. The record is from RefSeq and is a predicted model, not a curated record. The transcript is spliced from 4 exons.
GGUCUAAAUAUGCACACACACACCCCCGCCCUCCCGGCUUAGCAGUGGGGGGUGGGGGUGUCCAUGCUGGGGGGCAGGGCUGGCUGCGUGUGUAACAGUAGGUGUGUGUGUGUAUCAUUGCACACUUCCUGUGGUAUAUUUAUGACCAGGGCUGCGAUUUCCGGUAGCUGAUACGAGCUCUCUCUGUGUCUCAGUGUCUCUCUCUCCCUGAGCAUUUAAUAUCACCGCGCAGAGGAGGAGGAGGAGGAGGAGGGGGAGCCGCGCGCACACACACACACAAAGUGGGGGGUGGAGGAAGAGGAGGACAGAGGGAGAAGCCAGGGCCAGGGGAUCAGAGCCACCUCCCCCCUCCCCACAGGCUCACAGCCCCCUCCCCACUAGCCAUCCCAUCCCCCCAUCCAAUACAGGGACAUAGAGCACAGCCUGCCCUCACCCCACAUUCCUAUGGACAGACACCUGCAGGGCGAAUGUAAACACAAUGACAUUUGAGUUUGUGUUGAACUUUCCAACUCCUGAUGUUUGACUGGGUUUCAAAUUAGAGAGAAUGAAUUUGCUUAGUCCCAGACACUAUUAUUUGGUGGUGGUUUGUCGGCAUGUGUCAGAUGGGAAAGGAGCUGUUGAUCCUAUAACAUGGAGGAUUGCCUUCAUACUUCUUCCGAAAAUCUUUCCAAACUGGUCAGCUGGGCUCAUAGCCAUGGGACCAUAUGCAGCCUCAUUCCAAAUCUAAAGCACUUGCUUUCAGAAGGUUCCCAUGGGAACCUCACAGCUAUGUGGGGCUGUAGUGCAGGCCAUGCUUACCACUGGCCACUGACUGCAACCUGCCGGGCUGGGUCGCAGGAAAGAGUGUGCUUUCAAGACAACAGGAGCUUUAACUCAGACAGUCCCAGCAUUAUUGGUGUGCCAUCAGAGACACAGCCCAGCCCUGUAGAGCGAUACCCUGGAAGACCAGUGAAAGCAAAGUUGGACUGUAACAGAACCAGAGAUUCCUGUGACUUCUCUUACUGCAGUGAGCCCUCUGAGCUGGGUGAAGCUGUGGAAGAAUACGAAGAUGAAGCUACUCUCUUUGACAUGGUUUGCGAGUCCUCAGCGACAGAUGAAGAUAGUGACUUUGAACCUCAUCCCCGAAGAGUGCAAAACGUUUCCCGCAAAAGGUCUGCAGUGGGACCGUCAUCAACAACCCUUUCAGGCUCCCAACCUCAGGUCAUUGAUGAAAGCACCAAUGAUGUGAUAGUUAAAAAAAUCAAGCAAGAAAUCCCGGAAGACUAUUACAUUGUGGCCAAUGCAGAACUUACUGGUGGUGUCGAUGGACCUGCACUCUCAUUGACACAGAUGUCCAAGCCCAAGUCUCAGACUCAUGCUGGGCCUUCCUAUGUUGGUCCACCUAAGCCCAGCCCCCACACAACGCCUUCUCUCAGUGCUGAUCUAGACUUGCAAAACUUGUCUGUAUCUCCACCCAUUUUAUCGAGGCCUGCUGUUCAGAAGCCUGCUAGGGUAACUCUGGCUUCACCAGCCAGAGGACCAGCUAGUACCCCUACAGCCAACCAGCAGGUUGCCCUUCAGAUGCCAGUCAGUAGUUCCAAUACCAGCAAACAAAUUAGUAUUCCUUUGUCAGCCCUGCAGCUCCCAGGACAAGAAGAGCAAGCAAGCUCAGAAGAGCUGCUCCAGCCUGUGCCAAAUCAGGUUCCAACCUGUGAAGUAGCAUCAUCUCCUUCUGUUAGCGCAGAGCCAGAGGUCAGCUCUAGUCAACAGCAGUCCAGCACUGCCCCUACCAUCACCACUGAGGCCACAGCCCAAUCAGUACCAGACCAGGAUGAAAGAGCAGCAGAACUCAGCAGGGAGCAGAAUGAGAAAACCAUCCGCAGCACACAAACCGCACUUCGCAACUUCAGAGAAUUUCUCAUUUCCAAAUAUCCAUCUGAGACACGGGAAAUCUAUGUCAUCCCUUGCAAAGAGCUUGACGCAUACCUAGCUUCUUUCUUUGUAGAUGCCAGGCAGAAGGAUGGGUCAGAAUAUGAACCAAAUAGCUUGGCCAACUACCAGUGUGGGCUAGAGCGGUACCUCAAAGAGCACAGGUAUGGAUACAGUAUUACCAGGGAUAAGGAGUUCAAGAGGUCUCAAGAAGCUUUGAAGCAAAAGCAGAUAGAGCUGAGGUGUAAAGGUAAAGGGAACAAGCCACACAAAUCCAUGAAGCUUACCUUUGCUGAUGAACUUAUCCUACGCAAACGAGGCCUGUUGAGUCGGUAUAACCCUGAGGGGUUGCUGAAUCUUGUCUGGCUAAAUAACACUAAGGCAUUUGGACACUGUACAGGUUUCCAUGGGUCCACCCUCAAAUGGGGGGAUAUCAGGCUCCGGGUGACAGAGACCGGACUGGAAUACUUGGAGUGGAUGGGGCCAGAUAAUGGAGAUGUGAAUGCCAAAAGCAAGAGAGGAGGGACAGAUUCCCGGGUGUAUGCCACACAGCAUUCUCCACAAACCUGUCCAGUGCAAGACUACAAGGAAUAUGCUCAAAGGCGGCCACCUGCCAUGCGAUAUGAAGACGCUCCUUUCUACCUGUCCAUCAAGCCAGUUGUCAACCUGGCUGCCCUUCACUGGUAUAAUUGCCAAGCCUUGGGGAAAAACAAGCUGGCAAAGAUGGUGAAGACAAUGUGUGAGAAAGGCAACAUACCUGGCAGAAAGACCAAUUUCAGUGUCUACCAGAGCUGCAGUACCCUGUCUGAAGCACAGAGCAACCAGCUGGUGCUCAUCUGUAACAAUUUAAGCCAGCAAGCAGCUCAGUCUAUGGCAAGCCACUCCAACCCUGGCAACUUCAUAGUGUCAGCUUCCUAUGACUCUUCCUCUGACACUGCUUGAAAGGUGGAUUUAAACCAAACCGCUUUUUUGUUUCAAGCUUUGAAUUUAUGCCCAUUAACACACACCAACUGUGACUGUACACUAUUUCCCCAUGCCCCUCAGUGUUAAUUCACUUUAUAAAAAUAUAUAAAUAUAUAAUAUAUUUUUCUUUUUACAAAUAAGUCAAUAGAAAUAGUUUAGUAUUACUAACAUAGUAUUUAUAGUGUUAAUACAGAAAAUGAAAGCUACUUAUGUGUUAUAAUAUAAUAGCAGAUUUUACAAGAGCAAAAUGGUUCUCAGGCAACACAAGAUAGACUGAACAUACAGUUUUUAACAUGCAUAUGGAUGACAAGUGUAAAACCCCAGAGAGGUCUAUAUCUCAGUUCUGUUUUAAAAUUAUGGUUUUUUGUUUUUAAAGGGAAAAAAAACCCUUAUUUUGACCUUAUAAACUGGGGGUUGCAAACAUCGCUGGCUGCUGCUUCUUACCUGCCAGCUUGUUAUUGUUCAGUGAGACCAAGAAGUAAGACAGGUUUUCAUAUAAGUUUGUGAAAUCAUUCACAGGGAUUUUUGUCCUCGUGUUGUUUUGGUUCCUAAAGCUCAUUAAUGCUAGCUGGAAAGAUAUAUAAUAUUCCUCAAAUCAAUUUAAGAUAUUUUAAUCUGUUUUUGUUGGGUUUUUUCUCUGUGAUUGAAACGUCACUGGUUUUUAGACCAUGAAGCAUUGUUUUCAACAAUAUGCAAUGAAAUAAUGGCAAAAAGACUGUUAUACCAGUAAUCUUAACUGUUGCAAACAAGCAUCAGUCUUUAGUUUUGUCAUCCUAGAAAUUCAGUGUAAGAGCCUACUGAAUUAGAACUGCAGUGGCUUUUUCAAUUUUCUAGAGAAAGCAACCAUACUGAAAAAUCAGAUGUCCUUGCCCAAGCCAUAAAAAUAGAAAGCAAAACAAACGUGUCUUAAACCAUCAUUCAAAAUCCACAGAAUCCAAAACUGAUAAUUUUAUUAUUUAUAUUUUCUGUUAGGUGGAAAAAUGACAAUUCUAGAAUCCUGGAAGACAUACUGUGAUAAAUUCAGCUAGAUGCAUGCUCAUUGUUUCCAAUUGAAAAAAGGGAAGUGAUGCGUAAAUAUGGAGGCAAAGGUUGGCCCUUAGAGACUUUAAAUCCUGACUGUUACCUUUCAACCUGUUUUACUUUGCAGUGUGACUGCUCAUUAAGCGCAAGGAAGAUACUAACAAAUACUGUGUUUCCAUAGAACCAUUAUAAUUCUUGACCUUUAUAAUUACAUGUGAUCGUUUCUCUGGGAAUUGAACUGAAUUUGUUCUGCAUUGCACAUUAAAAUGUUUUUGCUAAGGUUCCCUAGCACUGCAAAGAUGAGACUUUUGAGAAACACACCUGCAGCAUGGGCUGAAGCCCAUAGAAGUCCAUGAUAGUCCAGCUACUGAUUGAAUGUGUGCUGGAGCAGGCCAUAGAUGGGCACGCUGGCUGCUGGGAUUUAUUUACAUUCUACUUUGGGGGUGAGGUUGUUGCUUAAGUUCUUUAAAUUUACAACUCUGUCAGAAGGUCCCCUCGAGCCAAAUAACCGUUCCAGCUAGAUGGGCCAAGGCACACCAAUCGUCUAGUCAGUGGCAUAAAGAAAUGAUGCAGCUAAUAUCAUAUCUAGCUGCUGUUGCUUCCCCAGUCUGAAUGACCAGGUACCCAUCUACACUGGUUUAGCUGGGCACAGCCUUUUGGCAGUCAGGAGCAGGGUUUGUGAACUCAUGACUCUGGAACCAUAGCCAGACAUUUUUUACUGCUCUGUCACCACACCACAGCACAAGUGUCUAGUGCAUUUAAUUAAAAUCAGUGGGCAAGAAAAAGUGUUACUACCCCCAGAAGAUGUAGUAACAGCAACUAAAGGUUGUCUCAGGGCUGGUCAGUGUUAUGAAACCUGUGUGGUUGAACCUAGGAUUAUUGUCUGUAUUGUUUGGUGGCAUGAUUUCCCCCAUCUUCAUAGCAUUCUCUUGAAGCUUUUCCAGUUUGUGUUGAAAAGUCAUUUUCAUCCUGAUUGGCCCCUUACAGCUCAAUGCAAAAGCAUGCUUCCAGAAACUCCAUGGACCUAUUCAUUUCUAUGGGUGUUGCAUUUUGGAUUCAUCCCUACUCUUUACUCUGCCUGUGAGGAAUUAAGAUAUAAUCAAAGUAUCUCUUAAGGAGGAACAUGUUUUGCAGAAUGCUCUGAGGGAGCUAAAACAAGUCACUAGCUCUUUGGUUUUCAGUCCAUAAGGCAUGCUAUGUCCUGAUAGCUCCUAUUCCCAUUCCUGUUUGUCUGCUUGGCAUAUCUUAAUUUGUAUUUGGGUUCAUGUCAUACUUGGGGUGAGGUAAUGGCUCCAGUACUGUUAAUCAAGUCAUGCAUGGUUGGUUGCUAUGUUUAGAAAGAAUUAUUUAUUUUGGAAAGUGGGUAGGGAGGACAUGUUUAUUACAUUUAUUUUAUUUCUAAACAGGUUUUUGUUUGUUUAGCCUAUUUUAAUUUAUGUGAACCCUAAUGAGUAACUCAAACUUAAUGCUGAGUGUUUCUGUCAAAUGGAAGGCAGAUCACUUGGUGAGCUUAUUUGGGGGAGCAAUAAGCCCUAUUUAGACUACUGGUUGAGGUAACCUUAAACCUGUAUAGUCAGGAUUUGAUACUCCUGAUAGUACAAUAUUCCAAAAGUAGGCCCACUGACUACAAACAGCACUUAAAAACUAUUCCGUUUGAGUAAGAAUAUUAGAUUUUGGCCCAUAAAUAGAAGGGCUUUAUAUUCAUGUUCUUAUUAUGACCACUGCACAUUUUAAUUUAGCCCCUUAAAACCAAGCAUUGAGAAGUAAGCUUAAGUGUUAACCUUUUCCUUUUUUUUUUAACUUUGAAAAAUAAGCUUCAUUAUAACCCUUCACAUGAUAACAUUGUUCAUUGGAUUAAAUUUGGAUGUUGUUGACUGUACUGUACCAAGUGACUCUUUCCUGUUAAUACCAUCAGGACACUGAAGUUAGGAUGUAGCUCUGUGAACUGUUACAAACUUUUUAACCCUUCAUGCCUGAGCCAGGGGCUAGGUUCUCCCACCAUUACUUUUGUUUGAAAGUACCUUAUUCCAUGCUCUACCCCUCUGAAAGGCUCACUUACAAAAUAGGGUCCUAUUUGUGCAGUGGAUUAGAGCAGGUCAAAUGAUGAAUAACUUGGGUAACUUGAAAAAAUGCAUUGGAAGUGUUUACACUACUGUCUAGAGUGAUAUGAUUUAAAAUGGUUGCUUCCAUGUGAGCAUAUUCAUUUUUGUUCAGGAAUGUCCACUGGUUUUAGUGGGGUUUUUUGCAUGUAACUUAGCGAACUUUUGCCCUGUAGCUUUUAAAGUUAUAUUAAAGCUGAUUAAGCCUUACAAAUGAGAGGUACAUUUUAGAUUCAUGGUUUAUCACUGGUUUGUUGUGCAAACCAGCCUACAGGGAGAUCUCUGCAUGUCCAUGUUGGUUUGUCCUUUCUAAGAGUCCCAAGUAAGAAGCAUGACACCAGUAAGUGCAGUAAAUGUUAGGUUAAUGCUCCAUUUGGUAUGGUCACAUAUUCAAAUAUGUGCCAUUGAGAACAUCUACAUUGGGUUAUACAAAUAUACGCACCUGUGUCUAUUUAUCUGAUUGCACAUUCAAAUCUUUUCUUCACCGGGGGGCACAGGACUAAAGAACUUGAAUACUUAAGCCUUGUUGUAGUAAUUACUGGUGUAUGUGUUUAUAGUAUUGCAUGUUUGCACAGCACAUUUGUAUGAUUAAGAGAGAACCCAUGCAGUGGCUGGGUAAACACAGUGAAGUUUUGUAAGUGUCAUAGCCUGUGAUUUGUCUCUGGAAAGGUUCACACAACUAUUUCAAGUUUGUCAGUCUUACUGGGUGACACAUUCUGCCUUGCAGCUAUAUGUUUUUAAUCCACACACUUAGCUUAAAAUCCUACAAAAAAUGCACAAGCAUUGUGAUGUCAGACACUAGGGUAGUGCAAAACAGCUGUAUUUUGUCAUGUGCUUCUUGAAGGGUACCCCCACUAUGGAAUUUUUUCAGGUUGAAAUGUAUUUCUUAGGUGCUCAAGGGCAUUGUACUAUUCAAUUUCUAAUGUAGUUACACUUUUGUUUCUUUAUCUGAUGCAUUUUUACAAGCUCUAGAGUAUUGCACAUAUUUAACUUCUAUGCUUGUGAUUAGAUUUUACUGGUAGUUUUGUGUACCUAACAUAAAGCACAAACCAGAGCCCAGGAAGAGUUGGCCUUAUUGCAUUCCAGAUACUGGCUGCUCCCAAAACUAAAAUAACCUCUGAGUAAAUUAACAUUUGCAUAGCACCAGAUACUCUCCAUUUUCUACCCUGGUUCAUAUAUAAUUAUUGUUGCAAAUAGUACCUGAGUAAUUUCCACACAUGGAAUAAUUGACAUAACUGGCAUCUAUGGUAUGUGGUCCAUUCCUUCUCUUAUUUGCUCUGAGGAUACACUGCAGAGGAUUGUGACUGAAGGCCUGUCUCCCCUUCCAUCCCUCACUUACCUUCCCCUGUCCCAGCCUUCGCCUUAGCUUGCUGUCAGGAGUUACAAAAGGGGACAGCACAGGGAUGUAUGGAGCAAACACAUGGCUUUGUUUGUAACAGGGGAAUCCUCCUUCAGACUACUGUAACACAUUUAAUGGGACUUCUAUACCAGAGCAGGGGCCAAUAUCUCUCCCAAUGAGUGUGCAGUCUCUACUCCAAAUAGUAGAUCAGGAGUUUGUGGACUACUAUGUGCUUGCAAAGAGCAGGCCUACGUCUCCGAAUACCCCAAAGACUAACUUGGGGGGUGGGGAGGGGGAGGAGGAGGAAGGUGGUGGCAGGACAGCAGCCCCCCAGGCAUCAACUUAGUGGGGGCACCAGAAUGGCAACUCACCUUAGGAAGUCUGUGCCCUAGCAACAACAGGCAGGGUGGGACCAUGCUGCAGCCAGGGACUUCUUUGAGUCUCCAGAGCAGGAAAGACUCCCACCCCUGCCUUUCCUCUUUCCCCCAGUGCCGUUCUUCCAGAUUUUGGCAUGUGGUCCCCUUCAGUGCUCAGAACACAAACAUUUCAGAGUAAUGCCUCUGUAAACACCUGAUAGUUCAAAUGAAAGCGUGUGUAUUUAGAGGACCAUAGAGGCAGGUAGAUAUAUCUGCUACAUAUCUGCAAUCAUUUAAUAAUAGAAAAUGUUUCUGAGAGGGAUCUUUCCUACCAUACAGUGAGGUGUGCAUAGCAAAAUUUGCCCCUUUGCAGAUGGGAUCAGAACAAUGUCUGUGCACCAUUUGAAUACCACUAACGUACUCAAAAUAGGACUUAAGUGGCACACAGACCUUGGGCAGACUCUGUGCAAAAGGGCAGCUUUCACUGUGUAAGUCCUGCCAGGCCCUGGGAAAUAGUAUCUUACCUAUUUUUUAAUUUUUAUUUUAGUAAAGUCUUGUGUUUCCAGAAAGGUUGCAUGUACCCAAGGUUAUAAAAACUUAAUGCUCAUUUAAUACAGAUAAAUGGUUUCUGUUUUAUUUUAAAUUAACUAGUCUUACUUUUGCACUUUGGCUGGGGUUUAAGAUGUACAGUACAUAAUUAAACAUGGCAGAAAACAGAUCAUGCAACACUCCUCCUUUGUUGUCCCAUUAAACUGGCAUUUCAUACUGAUUUUGGAUAAAUUGGCAUCUUGGCUCCUAAUGCACUUUAUUUUCUUUUUGUACCUCCCCUUAUAUGCUGGAAACUGCUCUUCCAGUAACGGGGAAUAGAAUGUAGAGAAGACAAGCUACCCCUCAAGCAUAAAUUUGUUCUAGAGAAAAAACUCAACUGUAAUUCAGAAUGGUUUCCUCCCCCUUCUUCUGGAAGGGGGUCCAGAACAAUUAAAUCGCUAUAGCUUUGUUGUGUCGGAGGAGGAAAAUGCAAAGAAGACACAAGGUUGCAAUACAGGUCCUUCUUCCUAUAGUGUCCCAUGUUUUAUGCCAUAGUGGGCCAAAGGUUUUUGGCAGGCAUGCCACAAAUUAGCCUUGGACCAUCCCCAAAUGAAACUCCUGAUCUGCUGAUUUUCUUUCUGCUCUCUGUUCUGUGUUCCCUGCUUGAUCUACUCUGCCUUCUGCUUCCUGUUUUAUCUGCCCCUGGCCUGCCUGUCUCCUCACUGAUCUGCCAUGUGCCACACAGAGAGGUGGUCUUUGCCACUUGUGGCAUAUGUGCUUCAGGUUGGCCAUCCCUGUUUUAUGCAGAGCAUUUGCAGAAUCAGGACCCCAGGGUCUCUGCUAACUGUUCUAGAGCUUGUAUGGCUGUGUAACUGCACUGAAACUAACAGCAGUAUAGCUGAACCCAUGAAAAAUUCCUGGUAGUGAAGUACCUGUAAAAGGCAACAUGACAACCAAUUGUACAACUCAACAAGAGAUUUAGCCUCAGAAUAUCAUAUGUCUAUCACUUUUCUACAGAAUGUGCAAGAUAUGGGUGGUCAGAUGACUUCCAGGAGCUCUGAAAGAACCUGUGGCUGUCUCUACACUGUUAUUGUGCUUGAUCUCCCUGAACUGGGCUAGUACAUUGUGGCUCUACCGGUGCUAACAAUAAUAGGAGCACUGGGACAGACUAGCUGCCAAUACUUUUGCCACUGUGCCAUCUAGAUAUGUGUGGAACAGGGGUGCACAAAGCUGUGAUAAAGGUCAGCACUGAGAGCGCUUGCCUCAGUGGCCAUGCGAUGCUAGAAGACGUUGAGGAAAUUCAGUUUAAAACACAGUCUGUGAGCAAUGCUUUUAUGGCUUUCCAAGCUCAAUAAUAAAAGAGUUUGAUAUUCUUGGUAAUAGCCAUUCAUGUUGGGAAAAUGGUUGCACUAAUGUCAAUACAUGGAGCCUCCUGUGAUGAAAAUAUCACUCUUGUGAUGAAACUAUAUCGAUUUGGCUUGUGAAAGUAAUACUUUUUUUUUACUUGCUGUUCCUUUAGAUUCGUUCUUAUGCGAGGCAUUUAUUUUCUCAUCUUCCAUUUCUCACUGACUUGAUCAAUAUUAGUAAUAUAUGCAAAAUUCUAUUCAUUUUAUUGUAAUGAUGGCUGCUAAAUGAGCUCUCUCUAUGCUGAUAAUGGGCAAUUGUCCCAAAGGGGUUAGGAUGUUUUUGCCUAAUCUUUUAUACUCAUGCUCAAAGUUCACUACAGAGCAGCAUGAAGUAUCUAAAACAAAAAAUUGUUGUUCAGAUGUCAUUUGGAUCUUCAGUAAUGAAUUACAAAUUUUAUUCUUACUAGGUUAUUUGUCUGCUUGUUUUAAAAAGGCAGUCUUACAUUCUCAAUGCCUGGUUUGCAAGAGCUAUAAUUUUGUAGAAAGAAUGUCCUUCCAUUCCUCAGGCCUGUGUUCCCAGCUACCCUCGUGGGUAGCUCCCUUGAUGCCCAUGCAGUUAUGCCUGCCAGAAUACACCCCCAAAUAUUUAUUUCGUGUUGUUGGGCAUACACUUUUACCAAGAAAAUUUAAUUGCAUUUCAAGCAAUAAUCCCUGCUUUUGUAGGGCCUAGAUUAAAGAGUUUUAUGCUCUGCUUAUACGUACAUAAGAAGGAGAAUAAAGCUCCCCUCCACGCCCCAAUCUCCCAUGUGAGUUCUAAUCCUGGAGGUCUGUUUAUUCUAUGAUGUAGAUGAUCAAAAAAGUACUAUUCAAUUCACAGGAGACUAGAACAAAGGUCAGCAACCUAUGGCCUGUGGCUCUGGCCUGUGGGGCCUUUGGAUCUGGCCUGUGGAGCCGUGGCUUCAGUAGCAUUUGGCAUCAGAGGGCUUCACCUGCAGUGUGCUACACUGCUCUGUGUCCAGUUGUUUGGGCAUCCAGGAAGCUUUCCCACAUUGCAUCACAGCUGGUUGGCAUGCAGAAGCUGUAGCAGUGGUGGGCAGGUCCUAGCACUGACUUGCUUCUGGACUGAACUGGGUCAUUCUGGCCCACCACUGGGAAACACUGUGGACCACUGGACUAGAGGAUUUAAAGGGUACACAGAUAAGCCAGGCACAGACAUUACACUGUUACAAGGAUAAGUGAUCAGAAACUUAUCUAUACCCUAACAGAACAGAAAUUCAGCACACAGAUUGGUUUAAAAAUGGCAGAACCCAGUCUACGAUUUCCCUGCCCACCCCCUUUUCCCUCCCUUCCCCCACUGAAAGGCAAAUGUGUAUUCUGUUUGCUACCAAUCUAAACUACGCUGCUUACAGAAAACCACGUGACUUAGAUCGAUUCUGCCUCAGGCUUUUUGAAUGUCUGUACCUAGCCAUAGAGAGAAAAGGAGUUUUUGGCGUCGCAAAUUAAAUACAUAAUAAUGGGUAAAGCUAAUUUUGUUUCAUGGCUGUUGGCAGAGAUGACCCAAGCAGGGUGCAGGGCCCAGGGCAAAUCAGCCUGUGUGGGGCCCUGCCCCCGCACACCGCAGAUGUGAAGAAGCCGGCAGUGGAUUCAGCAGUGGUGGGGGAGGUGCCUAGCCAGGGACAAUGCAUAGGGGUGCACACGGGUACACAUGCACCCCCUGAGUGUGGUGGUGCACCCCCUACAAAAAGGCACUGCUAACACUGCCGGUGGUGUCUGUGGGCGAUCCAUGAUCCUCACUGGCCACUGCCGGCGGCAGUGGCAGGUGGUUGCCAACCCUUGUUCAACACUUGCCACCCCCCCGCUGACAGCACCAGUGGAGUCUGUGGGAGCUCCCUCGCUUACCGCCGCUGCACUCUCGCCACCCCUGCUGUGCAGAUUUUCUGUUCAUUAGAGAACUUGGUGGGCUCAAUGCAUUCCUGGUCGAGGAGCUUGAUCAGUGCAUAUGUGUUGCUUACAGCAUUGCUGUUAUCUUUGGCAGUUGAAGUCCAAAUGGGGUGUGGAACCAUGCUAGCUUUUCUCUUCAAGGUGACCGCUCCAGAUCAGGGCUGAGAAGUUUUGGAGGGGCAGCUUGAGGAUGAUAAAAUGCCAAAGACAUAACCUGCAUUACAUACAGUGCACAGGAGCUUAUGUUCUCGUUCUCAUCUGUGUUUUGCUUUGCUUAUUUAUCUGUAGCAAACCCAAAACCUCAAAGCAAAGCUAACUUGAAGCAGCUUGAAUUUCUCAUGCAUUGUUACCUAAACUGUGCAAGGCUGCAUCUAUUUUAUUAGGUUUCCACAGGAAAGCAAAAAUCAACCCAGAAUUUGUUUAAAGCAGGUCCCAAGUUUGCUUAGUAAAACCUAAAAUAGAACUGACAACCACGUGUAGAUUCAGGUUAUACAGGUCAUCUCACUUUCAUAGUAGCCACCAAGUCCUGUAGUAUACUAAGAAGGCUUGUAAAGGAUUUAGGAAGGGGUUGUUAGAGAGGUUUUUCUAUUAACCAUGUGAACUGGAUGAACUGGCCCUGUGUUUGGCUACAGGAUGCUGUAAUGUGAGUGGCUUCUAAAAACUUAGAGAUCAAAUCUGACCGUGAAAUGAAAAUUGAACUUUUUCUCUGAGGCAAUCCACGUUCUGCUCUACAUUGUUGCUGCAGGCAUAGUCCCCUCCUGUAGUAAAAACAAAUAUUUCUCAUAUACUUAGCAUCUGGUGGACAGGGAAAGUGGGUCCUACAGUGGUUUCUGCUAUGCCUUUGAAUAAGUUAGAGUCACAGGUUCAAUCCCUGAACAGGACACAAGACCUUGCCUUCCUCAGGCAGUGGGGUGGACUAAAUGGUCUCUUGAGGGUCCCUUCCAGCCCUACUUCUGUAUGAAUCUCUGAAACUUCAGGAAGACAAAUAUUUUCCUAGCAUAUAAAAAAUUGAGCAUCCAGCAAAUUAAGGCUGUAGUGAAAGAUUCAAAGGAAAAUAUCCAUUUGUCUUUGUGUGAUAUUCAUAAUUUAAAUUGUGCACGCUCUUAUUUACAUGGGACUUCUAUGCCUGAAAUCUUUGCAGGAUUGGAUUCUUAAUGUAACUCCCAUAAAUGAUUUACAUGAAGUGUGUGUGUGUGUGUGUGUGUGUGUGUGUCUUACUUUGUGUCUACUUAUUAUGUAUCAUCUAGCUAUUAUCUAUCUGUACACUGGGCAUGUCUACACAUGCAAUUAAUGGGAAGUCCAGGGAGUCAGACUGCCAGCUCAUGGCUGUUCCUCCUGGCUCAACAUGCUGCAGAGGGGCUGGCUGGGAAAGCAUCUACACAUGCACUGCUGUGGAGUUUUUAUUCUUCUGCCGAAUAGUACUUUUAUUUACUAUUUACAAGCAUUUACAAGUACAAUCCUGCUGCAGAAUAUAUUAGUUUACCCCAGUCUAAUAGGGGCGCAUGUGUAGACACACAAUAUUUACUACACAGCUAAUUAGUCUGCACAGUAAAGUCUUGUGAAGCCGUACCCUCUGAGUAUUAGAUCCGAGCUAUUCAGAGGGGAUUCAGAAUGUUAGCAUAGGAGAAAAUAAUGCUCCACUAGGGCAGACUUUGGCUCCAGUUCUACCAAGCACUUAAGUGAGUACAAUGAGACAGAAUAACAUGCCUUCUCCCUCAACCCUACAAUCCUGUUAGCCAUAUACCAAACUCAAAAUGCAUGAAUAGAUACUGAUUACAAGGGGACAAGUCAUACGUUUAAUGUUAAGUACGUGUAUAAAUAAGUGUUUUGCUGAAUCAGAGUCUUUUCCGUCUUUGGGGCAUUUAAGUGGACUCACCUGUUCAGAUCCCUGAUAAUCCAUUAAUUUAGCUACUUUAGCGGGACACCAUCAUCUGACUUAACUCUCACAAAAAACACUGAAGAGAAGGAGAAUCUAACUGCAUUUUGCAUUAAUUUGUUCAGGGACUCAAGCAGGAUGAAAUAGAAUGGCACUCAGGUGCCAAAAUCCACUUACCCACUUAAUAGGUGAAAUAAAAUCUGAACACUAAUUUUUGUUGUGGUGACUCAUCCCCUGUGGACAUAAUUGACUUGAGUAGGUGAUAUCUCCUAGGUCAUGGCAAGGCAGUAGAGAAAGAGGUUGGAUUGUUACAUAAGAAUGUAAGGUGGUAAAGAUGGCCUAAUAGCAAGGGGAAAGAGAGAGUUUUGCAAGCAGUAAUAGAGCUGUUUGUCUUUUUUCUAAAGAAUCUUGGUCUUUGACCAGCCUUUUAAUGUCCUGUUUUCUUUUACAUUGAAAAUAAGAAAUAUUUUCCAUUUGUCUUAAUUAUCUGCCUGCUGGGGUGGUGUGGGUGCAAAGGAGCAUGGUUGACAGCCCUAAGGUCACAAGUUUGAGGCCAUAGCAGAAUUACUCAUGUCAUGGCCCUCUCAGAGUCUGUGAAUUCUGUUAAAUACCUUGUCACAAGAAUAUGAAAAAGGAAAGGGUCUGUCUUCUUUAACCUUGCCUUUGAAAAGUAUUUUGCUAUGAAAGCCCUUGUUCUCAUGGUGAGCAGUGCUAGGUAAGCACCAGCAAAAAUAAAUCUUUUAACUUAUUUUACUUAUGAUGUUUAAUUAUUUUAAUCCAUUAAUGGCAUUGUGUUUCCUUCUGUUUGCCAAAUCACUAGGUUUGGCAUUGUUUCCCCCAAAACAUCACGUUAAGAACGUAUUUUUCUUUUUUAAAACACAACUUCCACUUACUAAUGUGAACUUUCCCAUGUGAUCAGUCCUAUUUUCAAUGUUAAACCUCCCUCUCAGACUGAAUUUGUAUUGCUCACGUUUCUAACUAUGCCCCCCUAACGAAUAAAAUUCAACUUUUAAACAGCAUUUUUGAAAGGUAAUUUUUGUUGUUUUUCCCUUCUUGUUUUAUGAGCAGUGUGCGUUUAAAAAAAAUCACUGUCUUGCCAAAAAAACCCUAUUUCUAUGCAUUGUGUGAUUCAGUGAUAUUACUGUUGAAGUUUUGCAUGUCUUGUAGGUGCUUUCACAUCUGUACAUUUGUGAUAUUUGUAGACAUGUUAACCAUUGCUGCUAUAACCACUUAUUGUAGCUAACUGAAAACUGUACUGAGAGGCUGUACCAGUUAACGGUUUUAUGUAUGACAUUGUAUAUUUUGCUGUUUAUUUCAUGUUUUGAGCCAGUAUUUAGUGCCUUCUGUAGAAGGAAAUGUGUUGUGGUAGACAGGAGGUGCCAAAUUUACAAUAUCCUGUUCCACACAGAUGAUCAUGCAUCAAGUUAAUGUGCAUUUUUAAAAAGUAAUAAAAAAGCAUCUCCAUCUUUUAUUUUUUCCCUAAAAAUCAUCUGGAAGGUUUUGAAGGACUUUUCUUGGUUAUUCAUUUUAUUUUGAAAAAAAUUUGAUGAAACUAAUGAAGUGUGUGUGCACGUGCGUGCGUGCGUGUAAAUUGGAGGCUGUACACUUCCAGCAAACAUGGUGCAAAGGAGUAAUAGGAUUUAUGUGUUGCUGAACAGCAUUGCUUUCCUACUUGGACAGAAACUGUAGCAGAAUAAACGGAGAUUUUGAUAUCCAAUAUGUUGAUUUUAGUAUCAAAUAUAAUAACAAAACCUUUUCAGGUAGUUAAGGAACUUUCUUUAAAAUACCAUAGCUCUUCAGUGAAAGCAAUACUGUAAUUAUACUUUUUGAUGUUGGUUUCAUAAUGGGCCCAAUUCUGAGCUUAUUUCUACUCAGUGGUCGUGUCUACGUGUGCUGUGCAUUAACAUGCUUUAGGUAAUACUCAUUAAAUCUAGUACCUCCUACUUGUGAGGUACUAAGAAAAUGAGUAUUAGCCUGUCUUUAUGCACAUUAACUAAAAAGCACAGUUUUAAAGUGACACAACACACAUUAAUCUACUUUAAUGCACAUUAGCCAAAUAGCACAGAUUUUUAGUGAUGCUUUAACGUGCAUUAAAAUAGGCUAAUGUGCAUUUAAAUGCCCAUUGUACAUGAGGGACAGCUCUAUCAAAAGCAAUGGGCUCCAUUCAGUUUUUCAGUUCCACUGAAGUUAAUGGAGUUACACUGCCACAGAAGAAGUACAUGGUCAAAUGCAUUUGUAAUAUUUUGGGUCUCCUCUCUUUAGCUACUUUAAUGCUAUACCAUGAUUCUGUCCAUUUUCAAAACACUGCUUUUCCUCUUGCUCUAUAGAAGCUGAAAAUGUGGACAGCAACAAAUCAAAAUGGAUGAAUUUGAUUUUUAUGUAACUUUUAAAAUGCUUUUUAGUUGCAAAACUGAAUCAAAUCAGUUUUGCAUGCUUACUGGAAAGUUUUAGCAGGAGAGGGAUGAUCCAUGAAAAAAUUGGAAAGAAUUAGCAAAUCAAAUGCAGCAGGGUAUAUAUAGGCUCAGAGCUGCAACCUAGCUGCAUGUAGAUGGGAGACAGAGAUUGCCUAUUUGCUUGCCUGGGAGCAGCAGUCCAGCUGAUGUGAAUGAUUAGCUGGCCCAAAGGAAGUGAAAAAGCUCCCAGAGAAGGGACUGGGGUAAAAGAAGGUGAGGAAUCUGAUGGAUAAGCACUACACUGGCGUUGUCUGUCCCUGGUCCAUAGAGAGAGGACCAGAUGUAUGGUUUAUGGAUUUAUGGCCACCAGCAGAUACGAAACUCCCCGCCCCCUCCCAAAAAUAAACCCAAAACAGCACUCUACCAGAAUUAGAAGUGCAUUAGUUUGACCCAGCUCCCCAGCACCUGUAUAGGUCUGGCACUUCAGUAGGGCUUUUAUCUAAUAGCUCAUUUAAUUAGCUAUUAAAUAAAAAUACCAAAAAGCCCUACUGAAGUGCCUGAUGUAUACAGACAUUGGGCAAGCUGGGUCAGACUACUGUGAUGUCUCUUCUGGGCAUGCGCUGUGUUCGCUGCAGGGGUGUGCCAAGCUGAAAGUAAAGCACCUUUUUUUCAUGUCUAUAAGCAGUUUAAAGGGCCAGACAGAGGGAAGAAAGCUGAACUCUGCAACCUGGAGCAGAGUACUGUCUUGAGGAACUGAAAGGAAAACAGAGGUUGGUUCCUAUGUUUGUUGUCUGUUUAUUUGAAGAGGAGAUGUGUUUUUUUGUGUGAAUGUGAAAGGGCUGUUUGUGUCCUCUGGCAACAAAACCUCCAGGAGUAUAACAAAUGGACUGAUUUUAUCAGAAAAAGGCUCCUGAUUCUAUCAGGAGUACAUCCUGCUACACCAAAACACCACAUUGCUAGAAAAUCGGUGUUAACUAGAAAAUAUUAGUGAUGUAAAACUUAUCCCUAUGAAUACCUGUAUUAAAGUUAUGUCUCUGCCCUCAAGGAUCAGUUUGGCCUGAGGCAGGGGUGGCAUGAGCAGCUUCCAUAUGCAGCAUGUGGCAGAUCAGAGAGAGCACAGCAGCAGAUAGGGCAGAAAGCAGAGCAGGAGGUUGGGCAGAGAGCAUGGAGUAGCAAGCAGAGCAGCAGAUCAGACAGAAGAAGGGAAUCAGAGUGGUCCUUGAGAAGGGUACAAGGCUAAUUUGUGGUAUGCCUGACAAAGAAGUUUGGGUGCCACUGACCUAAAGAAUCUGAAAGCACUCAAAAUCACAAAUUCCCUCCAAAAUCAAUUUUAAGGUAAGGAUUUUCAGAAGUGUCUGGUCUGGCUACUCUCUAUUAAGGUGCCCUGAAUGAUAAACCCAGGAAAGAAGCCUGUGUUUCAGAUAGUGGAGUUCUUGGCAUGUUCUGAAAUUCAUUUCAAUGUGAGAUUUCUCAAAUCAGCUACAUAUGGCCACUCUUGAAUGUCUCAGCCAAAUUUAAUCUUGUAAAGCUGAGGUAGGACUCUAGUGGACCUUAUGUUAUAAUUUGAUUCCUCUCUCUUGGAAGUAAUAAGUCUGUCUCUAGAGAUUUGGGGCCAUUUUUUCAACUGGAGUAAUCUUGGGACAGCUCCUUUAGCCCCAUCAUUGCUGAGAUUCUUGUUUUUAAUAUGUGCUAUAUUUAAAGUUAACUAUGACCAACUGUGGUUCUCCCCUGUCUUGUGUGCCUGGUGGUGGCUUAUACCUGAAUACGAUGAGUGUAUAGUGCCACCCUUAGCAGGAGUGGAGAAUUCUGGUUUGGUGAAGUUUAUUCCCACUCGGUCCAGGAAUUAAAUGUUCAAAGGCUGUGAUGGAGAAUCGCAUCCUUCACCUGUACUGCUUUCUGUGAUCCUGUACAGUGUUGGCCACUGCUGUUCAGUAAGUGAUUCAUAUGUAAUUAGUGAAAUAGCAACAGCAAUUCUAAACUUUUCUGUCCAUUGUGGCAAAAAUUCAUUGGGUUCCCACCAUAUUAAAGCUGUUUUUGCCUUUGUUUUUCAUUGCUGAAGCCAGAUCUAUCUUUGCUAAAUUGGGUUACCAUACCAUUUAUUUAGUACACUGUGAGCUGAAACUAUGAUCUUAACUCUACAAGUGUGAACAUGGUAUCAGAAAAGGGACCGUAUAAUACAAAUACAAUGCAUAGUUAAUUCUACUGGCACAUGUUCAUUUCUUACCAGAGCUCUCUGAGCCACUGACUCUAUGGAAGACACUAGCUUUUGGCUGCUAAUACAACAGUGGACUAUAUAUUUAUAUCAGUUUGCACUUGCUCUGAGGCCUUUCAUUUACUCUCUAAGUUUUCAGUCAGGUAUCCUUGCUGACUUCUUCCUUUAUUUAUGGCAGGGAACUUUUAAAUCCUCUCACCUCAUUGUGAGAAGUCUGUUUUGAAAAUACUGCAAAGUUCUCCAUUGGGACUCUGAAAGGUACCUAAAGGAGUUAGAUGUCCCAACUCCAUUAAAAUCCAGGUGCCAGAGUCCUUCAGAUGCCUUUGAAUAUCCCUGCCAUUAACAGAGUUAGUUAUUUUAAAACAUCUUGCAGAAUGACAAAAUUAUACACUUUUAGUACUGAAAUGCUGUUCUAUGUAAAAAAGAUACCUUUUUAACUUGGAGAUCUGCUCUCUUUCUCUCUGUGUUCUGAAUUAUUUCUACACAUUUUGUUAGCGGGGAAAAAAUGUAAGACUUUGGUGCACUUUAAUACUGUAAGCCUUGCAGGAUCACUUGUGUGUAAGUGCCAUCAGUGUGGAUUCUUUUCUGUCAUAUGCCCCAUCAUCAAAAUGGUUUACUAGGAGUCAGAGUCAUCUGUUGAACUAGGAGUCAUCAUUGUCAAGUUAGACCUUCACUGGAGUAAAUCAGGUUGCAAUAAUUUAACUGGGUAGAGAAUGAGUAAAAUUGAUAGUAAGGUGGGGUGGGCAUAAUAGAGAGGGGAAAAAAUGAGAACAACUUGCCUUGGGUGUCAGAUUCCAGGCAGAGCCAGUAGCUAAAAAUGCACACCUUUUUUCCUUGGAAACAAGGCAAGUUUGUUUUGGUGUCAGCAAGGGGUAGAAAUUGUGGCAUGCCACCAUGCCAUUAGUACACAAUAGCUCCUCAGAGUGUAACAGCAGGAUGGGUCAGAUCUUUGGGUGGCGUAAACAGAUGUUAUUGCAGUCUGUUCCAGAAUAGAGCUCAACUCUUACGUGCGGUUUAAGCUAUACUUAGAGAGUAAACGUGCCAUCCUUGGGCAUACUGCCUCACUCAGGGCUGGCUGCCUUGUAAAGCAGAAGUAGUUUAGCUGCUUCUACAAGUUGUUGUGGCAGGCUAAUUAACGCAGCUGAGGAAUGGAGCCAUAACACCCCUCCUCCUCGAGCUAAUUAGCCUCCCUGAGCAUCUUAUUGCUAUGCUGCUUUUGUUUCAGAAGGUAGUCUACCCAGAGCAGUGCUGGAUGCCUGCUGGGACCAUCGCUACAGGUGGUAUGUUUGCUCUGUGGAUGUUGCCUUGAUGUGAUUAAAAUGUCCUGCUUUUCUGUAAGAGUUUAUUUACCUCUUAACAAAGACAAAUGACACUUCUUGUCUCAGAUGCCUAACCGUCUACCUUUAACUGUGAUGGAAUAAACACUUUUUGGGCUAUACGUCUGCUUCACUAUGAUUUAUUUAAGAGCUCUCCUUGAAAAGUGUUGCUGUUCUGCAGCUUGUGGAAGAAAGGAAAUGCCGAAGAGAUAUGAAGGGUAAAAUGAGAGCAAAGGCUUUAGAGGGUUGAUGUAUUCCUUCCUUUACUCACUUCUCAAAGAACUAGAAAUAUUUCAAAAGAACAAAUGAAGUUGUAGAUUAAUUGAAGUAUAACAUUAGCUUUUAUUUUCCCAUUGACCCAUUUAAAAUUGCCAAGAGAUUCUGAUGGUUUUACAUAUUUCGGCUUAGUGUCUGGUCCCUCUGUCAUUAUAAUAAAGUCUACUCCUGCCGAGCAAUGGAUUGACUUCAUUGUAUGUACAAUGUUUGCUACUAUUGUAGUAUGACUUUUUAUUGUUUUUAAGUAUUUGUAUUGGUACAGCCUUAAACUUAGAGAGAAGAGAUGAUCUUUUCAGAAGUAAUCAACUGAUACAGUCAUUGAUGUCUGUGUAAAUGCAUGCUUUAUUCAGUGUUGUGUCUGUGUUUAGGUGUAGUGACCAGUUCUCAUUUAUUUAAUAAACUGUUUUCUGAAAG